AUGAUUCUGCAGGAGAAGAAGAAACACAUAACACAGACUACACCCGAUAAACACUCGACUACACCGGAUAAACCCUCGACUACACCAGAUAAACACUCGAUUACACCUGAUAAACACUCGACUACACCUGAUAAACACUCGACUACACCUGAUAAACACUCGACUACACCCGAUAAACACUCGACUACACCUGAUAAACACUCGACUACACCUGAUAAACACUCGACUACACCUGAUAAACACUCGACUACACCCGAUAAACACUCGACUACACCGGAUAAACACUCGACUACACCAGAUAAACACUCGACUACACCCGAUAAACACUCGACUACACCCGAUAAACACUCGACUACACCUGAUAAACACUCGACUACACCUGAUAAACACUCGACUACACCCGAUAAACACUCGACUACACCCGAUAAACACUCGACUACACCGGAUAAACCCUUGACUACACCCGAUAAACACUCGACUACACCUGAUAAACACUCAACUACACCUGAUAAACACUCGACUACACCUGAUAAACACUCGACUACACCUGAUAAACACUCAACUACACCUGAUAAACACUCGACUACACCUGAUAAACACUCAACUACACCUGAUAAACACUCGACUACACCUGAUAAACACUCGACUACACCUGAUAAACACUCAACUACACCUGAUAAACACUCGACUACACCUGAUAAACACUCGACUACACCUGAUAAACACUCAACUACACCUGAUAAACACUCGACUACACCUGAUAAACACUCAACUACACCUGAUAAACACUCGACUACACCUGAUAAACACUCGACUACACCCGAUAAUCACUCGACUACACCGGAUAAACACUCAACUACACCUGAUAAACACUCGACUACACCUGAUAAACACUCGACUACACCCGAUAAACACUCGACUACACCGGAUAAACACUCGACUACACCAGAUAAACACUCGACUACACCCGAUAAACACUCGACUACACCCGAUAAACACUCGACUACACCUGAUAAACACUCGACUACACCUGAUAAACACUCGACUACACCCGAUAAACACUCGACUACACCCGAUAAACACUCGACUACACCGGAUAAACCCUUGACUACACCCGAUAAACACUCGACUACACCUGAUAAACACUCAACUACACCUGAUAAACACUCGACUACACCUGAUAAACACUCGACUACACCUGAUAAACACUCGACUACACCUGAUAAACACUCGACUACACCCGAUAAUCACUCGACUACACCGGAUAAACACUCAACUACACCUGAUAAACACUCGACUACACCUGAUAAACACUCAACUACACCUGAUAAACACUCGACUACACCCGAUAAUCACUCGACUACACCGGAUAAACACUCAACUACACCUGAUAAACACUCGACUACACCUGAUAAACACUCAACUACACCUGAUAAACACUCGACUACACCUGAUAAACACUCGACUACACCGGAUAAACACUCGACUACACCGGAUAAACACUCGACUACACCUGAUAAACACUAGACUACACCGGAUAAACACUCGACUACACCGGAUAAACACUCGACUACACAUAAUAAACACUCGACUACACCGGAUAAACACGCGACUACACCGUAUAAACACUCGACUACACCGGAUAAACACUCGACUACACCUGAUAAACACUAGACUACACCGUAUAAACACUCGACUACACCGGAUAAACACUCGACUACACCCGAUAAUCACUUGACUACACCGGAUAAUCACUCGACUACACCUGAUAAACACUCGACUACACCUGAUAAACACUCGACUACACCUGAUAAACACUCGACUACACCCGAUAAACACUCGACUACACCGGAUAAACACUCCACUACACUCACUGUAUGUCCACCUGUUCUGAUUCCUCUAUAUGUGUGUGUGUGUGUAUGUGUUCACCUGUAUUGAUUCCCUUAUGUGUGUGUGUUUGCCUGUACUGAUUCCUCUGUGUGUGUGUGUGUGUGUUAGCCUGUAUUUAUUACUGUUCGUGUGUGUGUGUGUGUGUGUGUGUGGUGUGCGUAUAUGUGUUCACCUGUACUGAUUCACUUAUAUGAGUGUGUUUGCAUGUUCUAAAUCCUCUUUGUGUGUUUGUGUGUUAGUAUGCCUGUACUGAUUCCUCUGUGUGUGUUGUGUGUGUGUGUGUGUGUGUACGUGUUUGCCUGUACUGAUUACUCUGUGUGUGUGUGUGUGUGUGUGUGUGUGUGUGUGUGUGUGUGUGUGUGAGUGUAAGUGUGUGAUUCUGCAGAGACAGCACAGUCACUCAGUGUAGUCUGCUAUAGCGGGUCUCUACAUUAACAGGACACUGGAGGACACUGCUGCAGGAGAGACACCAGCGUACUGUCUACAUCUCAGUGUGUGUGUGUAUGUGUGUAUGUGUGUGUGUGUGUGUGUGUGUGUGUGUAUUUGUGUGUGUGUGUGUAUGUGUGUGUGUGUGUGUGAGUAAUGGAGACUGAUUGAUUGAUAUUCAGACAUGUGACAGUGAAGGUGUGUGUGAUGGACAGACUGGAGGAACAACAGCACAACAUUGAGUUAUGAAUCAUUUAUAUGGAUCGUCACGCCUCAGCACACACACACACUCGGCCCUCUGCGGCGUCAGGGCAGGAGGCCAGUUUCAGGUUGAGAGUGAA
Molecule: messenger RNA, 2657 nt
Organism: Danio rerio (zebrafish)
Lineage: Eukaryota; Metazoa; Chordata; Actinopteri; Cypriniformes; Danionidae
Source: RefSeq, a predicted model, not a curated record